Cyprinodon tularosa is the source of this 1828-nucleotide messenger RNA. Its product is annotated as USP6 N-terminal-like protein. The transcript has 14 exons. Bases 326 to 1828 code for a protein of 500 amino acids. NCBI's taxonomy places the organism in Eukaryota, Metazoa, Chordata, Actinopteri, Cyprinodontiformes, Cyprinodontidae. The record is from RefSeq and is a predicted model, not a curated record.
UCCAGCAGAUGUCAGCAGAGCACCGGUCCUGUCGCCCCAUCAGGCUGUUUGUUUCAAUCGGAACUCUUCCAGGUUCUGUGUCUUUAAAGCCCGGAUCUCUUCUGCUGUGGUUCGGUUGCCGGUGGCCAGAUCAGUGCUGGGAACCAGGACCCGGAGCCUCCGCUCUGUGUGUGCGGCUGAUCCGUGUAACGGGUGACCUAUGUGGGGGAGGCUUUUGUUUUCAACCCGUCUACAGGAUCACUUUCACCGGAGGAUGUCAGGAAGAGCCGCGGCUGUGCUGCUGCACGGAUAGCGGAGACACGCCUCACAGGAGCCCGAUAUUGACAUGAAGAAAGACAUCGAGACUCUGAUAGCUGAGGAACGAGCUGACAUCAUCCUAAAAUAUGCUACAGGCAGGCAGGGCAGCGUGGAGAUCGAUCCGUGGGAAGAUGCUGAUUACAGCAUCUAUAAAGCCAUCGACCGCUUCGGCUUCAUGCAUGAGAAUGAGUUGCCGGCCCCAACUGUGCAAGAGGAGAAGUGGAAACAGCUGGAGAUCGAGAGAGCGGAGAAAUGGCUGAAGAUGGUGAAUAAAUGGGACAAAUAUAAGAACAGUGACAAGAUGGUCAAACGGGUGUAUAAAGGCAUCCCCCUGCAGCUCAGAGGCCGGGCCUGGACGCUGAUGCUGGACGUGGAGCGAACCAAACGGGAAAAUGAGGGAAAAUAUGAGAAAAUGAAGGAACAGGCCCGGCUGUGCUCCUCAGAGAUCAAACAGAUCGACCUGGACAUCAACAGGACCUUUAGAAACCACAUCAUGUUCAUGGACCGCUUCGGGGUCAAGCAGCAGUCUCUCUUCCAUGUCCUCUCUGCAUAUUCAGUUUACAACACGGAGGUGAGCUACUGCCAGGGCAUGAGUCAGAUCGCCGCCCUGCUGCUGAUGUACAUGAACGAGGAAGACGCCUUCUGGGCCCUGUCGCAGCUGCUGACUGACGAAAGGCACGGCAUGCACGGGUUUUUUGUUCCUGGGUUCCCCAAACUUCACAGAUUCCAGGCUCACCACGAUCAGAUCCUUUCCAAACUCCUCCCCAAGCUGAAGAAACACAUGGACAGGGAGCAGAUGUCGGCGGGGAUCUACUGCACCAAAUGGUUCAUGCAGUGUUUCAUCGACAGGACGCCGUUCACACUGACCCUACGGCUCUGGGACAUUUUCAUCCUGGAGGGAGAGAGACUCCUCACUGCCAUGUCCUACACCAUCCUGAAGAUAAACAAGAGUAAAGCAGAUGGAUGGAUGGAUGGAUGUAUGGAUGGAGGAUGGAUGAUGGAUGGGAAGCUGUACCUAGAGGGGGUAUCUGCCUACCCAGGGAGCCUCUGUGCCGAGCCAGACGGGGCCACCCAACCCCUCUGCAAAUUGUGGAAGGCCCGACUAGUGCCCCUCAACCCUCUGCGUCCUCCCACCCUACUAACGCCCCUCGCCAAUCGGUCAUAUGACAAACAGCCGACCGUUACGCCUGUUCACGCUCAGCCGAAAGCCAAGAGCCACUGGCCUGAGGAGCUCUCCACACAAAUCUCCACACAGCCCGACUCCAUAUCCUCUCUCCUUCUCUUCUCUAUCUCUCCAGACCAGAGCCCCUCCAAGGACCCCAGGGACCUGGAAGCUGUGGAGCAGCUGGGGGCCCCGCUGCCCUCUCCUGAUCCCAUCAUCAUCCACAGCCAGGGGCCCCUCACUCCUGAUGACUCCCCGCUGAUGGGGCCACCGCCUUACCAGCCCCCAGUGAGCCCAGAAAACCUCUCCAUCCACCACUGCCUGAGACCCGCCUCAGCCCAGAGGGAUCCAGGCUACUUCCAACCCUGA